This is a messenger RNA of Acanthosepion pharaonis, 834 nucleotides long. NCBI's taxonomy places the organism in Eukaryota, Metazoa, Mollusca, Cephalopoda, Sepiida, Sepiidae. The record is from the annotation of a GenBank genome assembly.
AUGAAGAGAACAUCAGUAAAAACUAUUCCGCUUAACGAAUGUGUAAAGAACAAAUGCAUUUCUAAUCGAUCACUAUCUCUCUCUCAAUCUAUCUCUUUUGUUGUUUUUCUCUCACUCUCGAUCUGCUUCUGCGUCUAUUUGUUUCUAUCUCUAUAUCUCUCUCCUUCUUCACAUCAUCUGCGCCUGUCUCUCUCAGUCACUCUAUAUUCAUCCCUCUCACCUCUCAUCUCUUUCUCUUCUUCUGAAUUUCUCUCUAUCUCCCUCUACGUCUAUCUCUGUCAAUAUUUCUCCAUAUGUCCAUCCGUCUCUAUCUCCCGAUCUCUAUCUAUCUAUCUAUCUAUCUAUCUAUCUAUCUAUCUAUCUAUCGUUCUCCACUUCAUCUGCACCAGUUUCUCUCAGUCUCUCUAUAUAACUCCCUCUCUCCCCCAUCCCAUUCUCUUGUUUUUAGUUUUUCUCUCUUUAUCUCCCUUUACGUGUCUCUCCAUUUUGUUCUAUAUAUUCAUCCGUCUCCUCCUGUCUAUCUCUCUCUCCCUAUCGUUCGCAAUUUCUCUCUUUAUUUAUACCUCUACGUCUGUCUCUCUUAGUUUUCUCUCCCUCUCUUUCUCUCCCCAUCACUGUCUCUUUCGCUCCGCCUAUCUCCCUCAGCGUUUGUCUCUCUCAAUCUAUCUCUGUCAAUCCUCUCCCCACCUCUUCUCUCUCUCUCUCUCUCUCUCUCUCUCGCUAAAUCUCGCGCUCUCUCUCAUUCUCUCUCAUCCCCAAUGUCACCUGGGAUCUAUCAAUGCCAAUUAUCAAGUACGUAGUCGCCUAGCGAAACACAGCCGAUCCCCGUCUUGA